Messenger RNA from Sclerotinia sclerotiorum 1980 UF-70, 1860 nucleotides. RefSeq lists its product as hypothetical. NCBI's taxonomy places the organism in Eukaryota, Fungi, Ascomycota, Leotiomycetes, Helotiales, Sclerotiniaceae. Gene Ontology annotation, molecular function: tripeptidyl-peptidase activity; serine-type endopeptidase activity. The coding region runs from base 1 to 1860 and encodes 619 amino acids. The record is from RefSeq and is a predicted model, not a curated record. The transcript is spliced from 10 exons. Gene Ontology annotation, biological process: proteolysis.
AUGCAUUUCCCUUAUUUUGCUUCAGUUGUGUUGAUUGUUCCGGGAAUCAUUGCUGCUGCUCUUCCGAGUGCUGGUACUCAUGCCUCUCGCUCAUCACUUGUUUCCCAUGAGAAGCGAAACUUCCCCCGUACACGAUGGAUGAAGCGCGACCGAAUUGCCAGCACAACUUUACUGCCUGUGCGUAUUGGUUUAUCUCAAAAUAAUCUUGAGAAGGGACAUGACUUCCUCAUGGAUGUCUCACAUCCAAAAUCCUCAAAUUAUGGUAAACACUGGACAGCAGAACAAGUACAUGAAAUGUUUGCGCCUUCAGAAGAAGCGAUUGAUACUGUUCGGAAUUGGCUGGUCGACUCAGGGAUUGCCGCUAGUCGAAUUGUUCACUCUGACACAAAGGGGUGGUACGCAUUUGAUGCCACAACGACGUCAUCCAAACGCAGCAUUCUUGAAGCGGGAAAAGGCAAGGGUAAUGAACCAUUACGACGACUAAAAAGUUCCUUCGAAGCCUACUCGCACUACAAUUCAAGCUCACUAGCGACUUGCGAUGAGGUUAUCACUCCAGAAUGUGUCAAAGCACUCUAUCAAAUACCUCCCGCCAGCAAAGCAAACCCUAAUAAUGCAAUGGGCAUUUGGGAAUCGGGAGACUUCUACGAUCAAGAAGAUUUGAACCUAUUUUUUGCUAAUUAUACCCCAUAUAUUCCUCAGGGUACACACCCAACUCCUAAUUUUGUGGAUGGCGCUGUGGCUCCAGUUCCUGUCUCCCAAGCAGGUGGGGAGAGUUUAUUAGAUUUUGAAUUGGCAUAUCCUUUAGUGUAUCCUCAGAAGUUGGUGCUAUAUCAAACGGAUGAUAUCAACUAUUCCAAUGAAAAUCCUCCCUUGGGCGCAUUUAACACAUUUCUGGAUGCUAUUGACGGGUCAUACUGUACAUACUCAGCUUAUGGCGAAACUGGGAAUGAUCCUGUUCUUGAUCCUUCUUAUCCGGAUUCUGCAGCUGAUGGAUAUAAAGGAAAAUUGAUGUGUGGUGUUUACAAACCCACAAAUGUAAUCUCAACAUCCUAUGGAGAAGCAGAGAUAGAUCUUCCCGAAUACUACAUGAAGAGACAAUGUAAUGAAUACCUGAAACUUGGGCUACAAGGACACACUUUCCUCUAUUCUUCUGGAGAUUUCGGUGUUGGUGGAUUUCCUGGUGAUGCUACACAAAGCGGAUGUUUGGGUCCAAAAGAAAAUGUUUUUAAUCCUCAAUUUCCUGUUAAUUGUCCAUACGUAACAGCAGUCGGUGCCACAAAAGUCUAUCCAGGCCAUACAGUUUUUGAGCCAGAGAGUGCAGCCAACGACCUCAAAGGUCAACCAUAUUCUCGUGCAUACUCUUCUGGUGGGGGAUUUAGCAACGUCUACGAAACACCUUCUUACCAGAAAGAGGCAGUGGCAGCAUAUUUCGCGCACCACAACCCUCCCUAUCCUUAUUACAAGGCAACUGCCGGUAGCAAUGUGACUCUGGGGGCUAAUGGUGGACUUUACAAUCGUGCUGGAAGAGGCAUUCCAGAUGUGUCCGCAAACGGAGAUAACAUCGCAAACUUUCUAGGAGGAAAUUUUACUUUGAAUGGUGGUACAAGUGCGAGCACACCCAUUUUCUCUUCCGUCAUUAACUUGAUCAAUGAAGAACGUCUCGCCAUUGGAAAAUCUACAGUCGGAUUUAUUAAUCCUGUACUCUAUGCUAACCCUCAUGUUCUAAACGAUAUCACUAAUGGAAGUAAUCCUAAUUGUGGCACUGCUGGGUUUAGCGCUGUGUCUGGGUGGGAUCCGGUUACUGGUCUUGGAACUCCUAAUUAUCCUAAAUUGUUGCAAUUGUUUCUUAGUUUACCUUGA